CUUUGGGAUGAAGUAUCCACGCGCCUCCAUGACGGCCAUCUGAGUUUGGGACUUGUGGACGGACGAGAUAAACGCACAGACUUUGGACUUCGUUUUUCAACAUUUUCCCCCCAAUUUUCUGAACAAUCCAAAAAAGAUCAAAAUGAUGACCAAGCCAUUUGGAAAGAGUGGCGACAUGAAUGAGCUGGUAGGCUCCCUCGCCUGGCUGGACGAAGAUGGCAGCUCUCAGGAUGGGGAGGAAAGCCCCGACAUGAGGGGGCAUCGAGUCCUGAUUGAAGGAAGCAGACACUCAUGUUCCGAGAUGGGUAGUGAGGACAUGGAAGAGGAGGAGGAAGAGGAUGAAGAGAUGACUGGACCAAAUGGAGAAAUUGUUCCGAAAAGAAGGGGUCCAAAGAAGAAGAAGAUGACCAAAGCCCGUCAGGAGCGCUUCCGUGCUCGCCGAAUGAAGGCCAACGCCAGAGAACGCUCACGCAUGCAUGGCUUGAACGACGCGUUGGACAAUUUGCGCAGAGUGAUGCCCUGCUACUCCAAAACACAGAAGCUGUCAAAGAUAGAAACGUUACGGCUGGCCCGCAACUACAUCUGGGCGCUGUCGGAGGUCUUAGAGAACGGUCAGUCGCCGGAGAGCCACGGCUUCAUGGAAAUGUUGUGCAAAGGUCUCUCCCAGCCCACCAGCAACCUUGUUGCCGGCUGCCUGCAACUUGGUCCCACGCCGUUGCACAUCAACAAGCUCGAGGACAAGUGCGGACCCCCGGGGUUGAGCGGGGUGGGCGGUCAGGCUAGUCAUGCCCUCAGCUACCCAUCCCCAGGGCUCCCUAGCCCGCCUUACGGCUCCCUGGAGGCAUCCCAUCUCCUCCACAUGAAGGGAUUCAAGGGGCAGGGGUUCGACAACCCCUCCCCUAACGAGUGCAGCGGUGGCACCCCGCCGUACGACGGAGCCCUCACGCCCCCCCUCAGCAUCAGUGGAAACUUUGCGCUAAAGCAGGAGCCUUCGUCACAAGAAUCCGAGAGGAACUACACCAGCCACGCCACCCACCACGCCCACUACCUCUCGUCCCACCAUUACACUGCUUCGGCAACUGCCGGCCUACCUGGGGGGCACCAGGGCCACCCGCUUUUUCAGGGAUCCCGCUAUGAGCUUCCCCUGGAUGUGGCCUUUGACUCCUUCACGUCAUCUCAUCUGCUGGCCUCUCAGAUGGGCUCCAUGUGAAAACGACACAUUCACUGACUGUAUAGAGACUGCACUGGUUUGCAUUUUGGGAUAUUGCUUAUCUGAGAGAGCAGUGACCCCUCAAAUAGAGAAAGAAAGACUCGUUACGUUACAUUCCUCUGCCUGAUACCUGUCAUGUUUGAUGUUUUAUUUAUUUAGUUUUGUCAUGCUUUGCUGUUGAUUUAUGGAGACAACAGUCAAGAGUCUCACAAGUGCGAUUUGUAACAAAAUUAAAUCUUUCCAUCCAUCCUGAAUUGUAUUUGUAGCCUGCACUGAUCUUCUCAGCAUAGGAAAAGCAAAACAUUUUAUUUAUAAGCGUAUUUAAUAUUUAUUUGGAUCCUGUCUCGUUUAGAAAAUACUGUAUUCUCUCAGCACUGUUUUUUUCUUCUCUGUCUUCUUUGGUUUGUCAUCAGUCAGUCACUGGCAGCUUAUCUGUAUUUAAGUUAUUUAUUUGACGUCUUUCAGGUAAUUGUUCAUUGGAUGCCACUAUUUUUUUGGUGUCAUUGUAAAUAUGUUGCUGUUUCGCACUUAAUUGAAUAAAUAUUCUUAUAUUAUAUGCUAUUUAGUUAUUUUGUUUGGCAUUCUGUAAUUUUCCUUUAUAUAAAUAAGUAUAUAAAAAGGAUUUUAAAAAAUGACAAAUACUUCAUUGAUCCCAACAUACAAUAUAUUACAUUGUUUAUAAAAAUCCUUAUUUCUACAAGGCUUAUUUGGCACAAUAUAAUUUAACGUAGUGUUCUAUCAUUUUGCUAUAAAAUAAAUAUCUACAGUACGACAUUAAUUUCAAUAUCUACAGUAUGUACUAAUAAUGUGUGUAUGCACAAAUGGUCAGAUUUGAAUUAAUAUAAAUCACCUGGAUUUGCAUAUUAUUCAUGAAAAUCACAAUACAAAUCAAUUGAUUGAUCACUUUAAAAUUGUAGUUACAAAAAUAAAGGGUUUUUAGUUUUUAACAAAAAAAAAAAAAAAACACUUGCCUUACACGUAUCACAGAAAGUUGGUUCUCAUCCCACGUUUAUAUAUUGUAUAUUUUUUAGCAAGUUGAAUCCCCAACGGGAAAUCUGUUGCAGGAUGUGCGAGUGCAUGAUGUGUUACAUUCUUUUUGGGUCUAUAGUAGGUCAUGUGGGACCCUGUUGUGGCCAUGGGAAACAGCACUGGGUGAACAGGUGAACGUGUCACUGGCUUUUCUCUGUUUCUCCCA
Messenger RNA from Corythoichthys intestinalis (scribbled pipefish), 2405 nucleotides. RefSeq names its product neuronal differentiation 4 (gene neurod4). The coding region runs from base 143 to 1210 and encodes 355 amino acids. Lineage: Eukaryota; Metazoa; Chordata; Actinopteri; Syngnathiformes; Syngnathidae. Gene Ontology annotation, cellular component: nucleus. The transcript has 2 exons. The record is from RefSeq and is a predicted model, not a curated record. Gene Ontology annotation, biological process: axon development; camera-type eye development; positive regulation of transcription by RNA polymerase II. Gene Ontology annotation, molecular function: DNA-binding transcription factor activity, RNA polymerase II-specific; E-box binding; protein dimerization activity.